AGGAAACGGCCGGAGGCUAUCGGGCUUGAGACUGAGGGGAAAGGGCAGGAGACUAUGGGCAAUAGCUUCGCGAUAGAAGCCGACUAAUCUCCGGUGCGCUAGGCGGGGAGUUUUAUGGCGGCGAUCAAUGGCGAGAUUAACAAUAUAGAUUAAUAAUAUAGAUUAUGAAGAAUUAGGACGCCUUGUCUCAGUUUCCUGUAAUGGCCGAUCAUAGGCUAGGGACAUGACUGGAGGGAGUGGAACACGCAUAGGAUCAGACCUCUUUAGUAUUCGAUGGAUCUCGGUGGAGAUCCGUGGGGUAUUUCAAUUCCUUCCUACUGUCAUUUCCAUGCAGAGCUUCCAGCUCCGCGAACUGAGAAAGCAGAAAUAUGAUGGCGUCAUAUUGUGUUCCAAGAAAGGCCAAAGUUCACUUUGGUGCCUCACAAAUAACAGUGGUUCGAUCCACCGUUCCUCUCACCACUGCAUAAUCGACGAAGUCGAUCCUCAUGAGAUGUCUCGCGACAGAGAGACUACUCAACCGAACGAGCUCUGCGCUGUCACUCGUCUCGUAAUCAACUAAAGACAAAUCACUACCUCCGUACGAUUUUCUUCAAUUAAUAAUAUAGACUAAUAAUAUAGAUUAAUAAUAUAGAUUAAUAAUAUAGAUUAAUGUAGGCAAGAUCAAGAUCAAGAUCAGCCAUAGGGAUUCAGGUGGAUCCUUAUGGUGAUUCGUCACAAACUCGAUCAAUGUCUUGGCUGAUCUUGAUCUUGCCUACAAUUAAUAAUAUAGAUUAAUGUUGGUCAAUGGUCAUUACUGGCUCAAGAUCCAAUGAAUGAACCUGAUUUCAAUACCAAAUGACUGCUCUCACUCGUCACCCUGUUCAUGAUCAAUACCGUUCCUUGUCUUGAACUCUUGUUAGUUCCUCGUAUGAUCAUCAUUUGAACUCAAUGAAUUCCA
Amoebophrya sp. A25 is the source of this 937-nucleotide messenger RNA. The record is from the annotation of a GenBank genome assembly. NCBI's taxonomy places the organism in Eukaryota, Dinophyceae, Syndiniales, Amoebophryaceae.